Molecule: messenger RNA, 3197 nt
Organism: Sebastes umbrosus (honeycomb rockfish)
Lineage: Eukaryota; Metazoa; Chordata; Actinopteri; Perciformes; Sebastidae
Gene: trarg1a
Product: trafficking regulator of GLUT4 (SLC2A4) 1a
Exons: 3
Coding region: 528-1082 (184 amino acids)
Cellular component (GO): membrane
Source: RefSeq, a predicted model, not a curated record
CCAAGUUGAGUAUAGAGUCUCUGUGCUGCUGCUGAGACGUGUAGACACAGUGGAGGAGAAGAGGAGGAGGAAUUGGCUGACUUUUGGGGUCUGCUUUGAGAGAGAGACGCUUCACCUUCAUCCUCCUGAGUACAGAAAAAGGAAAAGAGAGAAAGAGACGCGUUUAGGCUACUUUUCAAUGAGCAGACAGACUUAAAAGGAAAAAGUGUUGGGACUAUACUGUUCCUCCUUGGAUGUAUCAGAGAUGAUGAGGGGAGUUUCUUUCUGAUCUUUCGGAAAUGAACCACAACUGGAUGUGAAGGAAGGUGAUUCAAGAGGAAGAAUGACAUCUGCAGGCUGCUUUCAUCUCCUCUCUGAUUUUAUUAGUUUAUUCUAAGGAGGCUACCUGUUAAUUCCCAUCCUACCUAUACCACACUUUUAAAAAAGCUUGCAUUGUGUUUUUAUGGGAUGUCUGGUUUGUAAUUAAUUAAAAUAAAACAAUUUUAAUAUUCUGAUUACUAAUUUUAUACAAUUUGAGACUUUUGAACAUGGCCAUCAACACAGACACAGACUUCCUGAAGUCCAAUCUAAGUGAAGGAGGAGAAAGAGGAGCUCAGCCUUCAGACCCUCAUGAGACGGAGAAACUCCUGGUCACCACCGAGCCAGGAGGCAACGGGAUGAAGAUGUCCACCUCCUUCACGGUCAACAUAGACAGCGGAGAUAAGAGCCAGGAGGCGGAUCAGAACGGCCACAGCACCGCGGUGAGGUCUGGCUCCGCCGGGCAGCUCGGAGCAGCCGCUCCUCUCUCUCCAUCCAAGGUCAGCCUGAGUCGCUCCUCCACCGGCAACGCUGGAGUCCAGGAGACCCCCAAACCCAAGGAUUACCUCAUCCUCGUCAUCCUGUCCUGCUUCUGCCCAGUGUGGCCAGUCAGCAUUGUUGCACUGGUGUACUCCAUCAUGUCCAGAAACAGCCUCCAGGUGGGGGACAUCGACGGGGCCAGGAGGCUGGGUCGACUGGCUCGUCUGCUCAGCAUCGUCUCCAUCUUCCUCGGCAUUGUCAUCAUCGUAGUCUACGUCUCCGUUUCAGUUACCAGUAGGCACUGAGGACCUGAGGGGAAGAAACGCACCGUGAAAGCCAAACCACGGAUGCAACAAGCCCAUUCCAAAACAAAAAAAAAAAGAAAUACAAUUCCUAUCUUUAUGCCAUAUUGUAAUUACAUCAUGACAGACCUCAGAAAGCAAAAAAAAAAAGGCAACUCAUGAGAGUAGGUACUGCAGCAGGUAAACACAUAAAUACAUGAGAUGCAUGCAUUAGAAUCCAGUAACAUUUGCUUGACAAAAAUAACCAAAAACCUGAUGUAAAAUUAGGUUAAAACAGACGAAAAAGAAAAUGCAGAUUUGUAUGUGGGACUCAUGAAUGUUUCUUUUUGGAAUAAUGGACUUCUUAAAACGAAGAGGACGUGUGAGGAGAGAGUGAACGAUAGACGUUUUCUAUGUCGUUGAAAAACACAUCCUGAGUUUGGGCUUCAAACUUCGGACCGCUGCAUAUAAUCCACAUAUAUUCCUUACUGAACCUCUUGCAUUCAAAAGCAUAUACAGCUACAAAUAUAUUUGAAAUAUGGAUAUAUGAAUAUAUAUAUAGAUGUACAUUUUAUAAAAAUGUUUGUAUGCCAAGUGGUGCUGGGUUUGUUAAGACUGUCACGAUGGCUGCUUCGUCAGCAUUUGGAUUAUCAGUGGAAAAUUCAAAGGUUUGUGAAAAAGGGGGCAGGGAACACAUUUUUAAUUUUUGUUAUUUAUUAUAAUUUUUUUGAUCUAAGAAAAAAAAAAAUUGAGACCAACUGCAUGCCUGAAUGUAGAUAACCAAAAUUCUGCCUUCGUUUUGACUGUUAUUAGUUGUCUCUUUUCUUAUGAAGGAGUCGGAGAGGCGAACAGGUUUGCACAAGGAAGAGUGAUUUGUGUACAUUAUUUGAGUCCAGCCACCGCACUGAUCUCCAACACCCCUCCUUUAUGUCUCCAACAUGAACCUUGCCUUGCUCUGGCAGAGACUGAAAUGCAUGCCAAACCUCCCAAAUUCCUUCUUUUCCUUUCACACCCUCCAAUUCUUUACCACAAAACUUGAUUUAGUGGCUGUUGUCCUUCAUCUUGUACCCUUAAACUCCAUUUUACAUAUUAUCUUUCUACACCAGUAGCUCCCCAUUUUCCAUUCUUACAUUGUUAUACAUUGACUGUUAAAUGCCAUUGUUUCACUGAAUGUUUUUUCUGCUCCUUGUAUUGGUAUGAAAUGUAUUUAUAUGGGAAAAUAUAUAUGCAAUAUGUACGCAUGCUAUGGGCCAAACAGGCUUACACACAUUUAUUUAUUUUUUUUGUAAAGGAACAGGCCUAUGAGUUUGACUGAGUAACAACAAAUAGCAUUUAAAGAACCUUUUCAAUGAAACCCAAGCACGACAGAUUGUCUGUAUUCGUCACUUUAUCAGAGAGAAGUCACUGUAUUACAGUAAGUUCCCCUGUGGCUACACACAACUGUUGUAUUGACACAUUACAGGCUUAUGCUACAAGCACAGGUAACAUCACUGUAAGACCAUGUAGCGUUAUUUAAAUCUAUGUUUUUCUUUCCACAUUAAUACUUCAUUUUUUUUAUCUUGUGCAAUUUAAAUCAGGAAUCAUUUGGACAAAGUGAUAAAACGUUUGUUUGUUUAAGGGCUCAUACAACACCAGCUAAUUUUGACUGAUGAGGGAUGAAAUGCAUCCAGCUGAAGAGAUUCUACCAAGUACUAAACUGAACGUCAUCAAUGUGAAGCUGAACAACCACAGUCUUUAAAUUAUUAAUACUAUAAUGCACAAUGUCUAGUGUGACAUGGGCUUUUUUCAAAUCCAUUCCAGUUCAUAGCUGUACAUAAAAAUCACAAUCUUUAUCCAAACAUCUGAAAGCAGCAAAAUCCAAAGAUUCCCCAUGUUUACUACCAAGCUAAAUUUCAGUAGAUCACACCGAGUGUAAUUCACUGCUCUAGUGUUACUCUCUAACAUACAAAGUUUUCAUCGCUGAAACUGGUGUUCAAGAGCCAACUGUCUAGCCUAUAAGCUCUGCUCUGUCCGUAAAACAGUUUCAUUUCAUUCGGAUAUAUUACUGUGUUUCUUUUCCAGUAUACUGUAUGUGCCAGUUUUCAUCUCUGUGGUGUACACUUUGCAUGUUUGGAAUAAAUGUUACCAUGCAUGGUCCAA